Messenger RNA from Rasamsonia emersonii CBS 393.64, 696 nucleotides. RefSeq lists its product as uncharacterized. The transcript has 2 exons. The record is from RefSeq and is a predicted model, not a curated record. The coding region runs from base 1 to 696 and encodes 231 amino acids. Lineage: Eukaryota; Fungi; Ascomycota; Eurotiomycetes; Eurotiales; Trichocomaceae.
AUGGGUCUGGGCGGGAUUAUCCUGCGCAUCUUUAGCAAUGGCAUCCGUAUACUGCAGUUCUUCGCUGCGGCUGUCAUCCUAGGCAUCUACUCCUACUUCCUGGCUGUGCUGGCAAACCACCAUCUCCCCAUUGCCAAAUGGAUGCGAGCCGUCGAGGGCAUGGCGGGCGCGGCCACCCUCUAUGCUCUGCUGGGUUCGCUGUUCACGGUCUGCCUCGGCGGCAUCAUGUUCUUCGGCUUCAUCGCCAUGGUGCUGGACGUCGGCUUCAUUGGAGCCAUGAUUGCCAUUGCGGUCUUGACGCGUGACGGCACGCAGAAAUGUACUGGCAACGUGCACACCCCGCUGGGCACGGGCCCGGCCGACUCCAAGGCCGUGGGUUAUGGCAAGAAUGGAUUUGGCUUUGGCCACGGAGAGACUCUCACCUACUUCCCCAACCUGGGUCUGGCCUGCCGUCUGGAGAAGACUGUCUUCGCCGUGUCCAUCAUCGCAAUUUUCUUCUUCCUCGUGUCCAUGUUCCUGCAGAUCCCCAUGGCUCGUCACCACCAGCGCGAAAAGCGGUACGGUCCCUCGCCCGCCAACGGAUACACGUACGGAUCUCGCCGUCGCUUCUGGCGCCGGAACAACCGCACAAAUCCAGACAACAACUUGCCUAGUCACCCCACUCCUGGUGAAGUCGAGGGCGGGUACAAAUACUAA